Molecule: messenger RNA, 885 nt
Organism: Fraxinus pennsylvanica
Lineage: Eukaryota; Viridiplantae; Streptophyta; Magnoliopsida; Lamiales; Oleaceae
Source: the annotation of a GenBank genome assembly
AUGGCAGUUUAUUCACAAGUUCAAAUCUUGAUAUUUUCAAUCUUAAUUGCAUCUUUCUUUGUUAGGUCCUUAAAUGCUAGCGGAAUUGCAAUCUACUGGGGACAAAAUGGCAACGAAGGAACCUUAGCAGAUACCUGCGCCACUGGAAAUUAUGAGUUUGUGAAUAUUGCUUUCUUGAUUACCUUUGGCAAUGGUCAGACCCCAGUGCUGAAUUUGGCUGGGCACUGUGAUCCCAGCUCGGGUACUUGCACUCGUUUAAGCGACGAAAUCCGAGCUUGCCAAGGUCAAGGAAUCAAAGUACUCCUCUCCCUUGGAGGUGGAGUAGGGAGUUACACGCUUUCGUCUCCAGAUGAUGCACGAGAUGUUGCAAAUUAUCUUUGGAACAACUAUUUAGGUGGCCAAUCUGGGUCGAGGCCACUGGGGGAUGCGGUUUUGGAUGGUAUUGACUUUGACAUUGAGUCGGGUUCAGGCCAAUAUUGGGAUGAGCUAGCAAGGGCACUUAAAGGGUUCGACUCGCAAAAUGUACACUUGGCUGCGGCACCUCAAUGUCCAAUCCCGGAUGCAAAUCUUGACACUGCUAUACAAACCGGCCUUUUCGACUAUGUUUGGAUACAAUUUUACAAUAAUCCACAGUGUCAUUACACUGAUAAUGCUGACAAUCUAUUAGCUAGAUGGAACCAAUGGAUGUCUAUUCCAUCCAAUCAAAUAUUCUUGGGAUUACCUGCUGCGCCUAAUGCUGCGCCUAGUGGUGGAUACAUGCCACCGGAUGUGCUUAUCAAUCAGGUUCUUCCAUCUAUCAAAUCUUCCUCAAAAUAUGGAGGGGUUAUGCUGUGGAGUAAAUUCUUCGACGACGGCUAUAGUUCAACCAUUAAAAGCAGCGUCUAA